Messenger RNA from Anopheles darlingi, 2925 nucleotides. RefSeq names its product ATP-binding cassette sub-family G member 1. The transcript has 12 exons. Gene Ontology annotation, cellular component: plasma membrane. The coding region runs from base 479 to 2320 and encodes 613 amino acids. The record is from RefSeq and is a predicted model, not a curated record. Gene Ontology annotation, molecular function: ATP hydrolysis activity; ATP binding; ABC-type transporter activity. Lineage: Eukaryota; Metazoa; Arthropoda; Insecta; Diptera; Culicidae.
CAGGCUUCUGUCGAUCGGAACCGCUGCUCGGUGCGCGCAGUUCUCGCGCAAACCUAAACCGGACGAGACGUCUCGUGGUUGUCGCGCUGUUUGGCUUGGCUUGGCGUUCGUCGACGUGCUUCAGAUGUUUCCUGUCAAUCGUAUAUUUGAAAAAAUAUGAACAAUCCGUCCAGCAGCAACAGCAGCAGCAGUUGCAGCAUUUCCAGUGGUAACAGUGAACAGUACAAAUUGUGUUCUUCCAAACAUAGUAUGCGCUUCGCGGAACAACCUAUAGUGUGCUAGCCAGUUGAUUGGCCUCGUGUAACUCUUUGUGCGUUGUACAAAACAUUCGCGGUUGGUCUGUUCGGUUUUCGGUGCCCAUUAACUUAUGCGCAUACACCGGUGACAUCGUUAUCGUGAACCGUGAGCGUCAUUUAGCAACAACAAGCCUGCAGUAAAACCAAAACACUGACCAACGAAAUACAACGCACAUCGCAUCAUGGAUGUCUCUUUUGACAACAUUACCUACACGGUAUCCAUCGGUAAGCGAGAGAAAAAACAUGUCCUUAACGGCGUCUCGGGACGGUUCCAGUCUGGUGAGCUGACCGCCAUCAUGGGCCCGUCCGGGGCCGGCAAAUCAUCCCUGCUUAACAUCCUGACCGGUUACAUAACGCAAGGCGUCAAGGGGAAACUCUCGUUCGGUGGCAAUGGUCACAGCAACCGGAAGCUGUGCAGCUACAUCCUGCAGGAGGACUAUCUGCAACCCCUGUUCACCGUCGAGGAGAUCAUGGUGAUGGCCUGCGAUUUGAAAGUUUCAUCCAACAGUCUCAACCGCACCGAAAAGCAUCGGCUGAUUGACAACAUUCUCGACACGCUGCAUCUGAGCUUCUGCAAGCAGACACGCUGCGGCAGCCUGUCCGGUGGCCAACGGAAACGUCUAUCAAUCGCACUGGAGCUUAUCGAUAAUCCGCCGAUCCUUUUCCUCGACGAACCAACGACUGGACUGGACAGUUCGUCUUCGCUCUACACCAUCAAGCUGCUACAAGGAUUGGCCCGGGAAGGCCGCACCAUCGUUUGCACGAUCCAUCAACCGUCCGCCACCGUUUACGAAAUGUUUGACCACGUGUACGUGCUGGCCGAUGGGAACUGCGUGUACCAGGGAACCGCCCUUAACACCGUCCCAUACUUGCGCUCCGUCGGACUCCACUGUCCACCGUACCACAAUGCGGCCGAUUAUCUACUGGAGGUGACGAACAAGGAGUACGGUAACUUCACGGACUCAUUAGCAAAGGCCGCAACUGAUCCUAGCUGGCGGUUAGUGGUACCAACGGUCACAGUGUUACCGCCACCACCACCACCAACCUACGAUAGCAAUCACAAUGAUGCCGAGUACCAGGGUGGACACCGGAUAAUGGAGGAACUGGAAGCGAUGGACGCGGCACUACCGUUGACGAUGGAAACGACCGGUCUCCCCGUGAAACCGGGCCAACCACACCGCAAACCGUCCGAGUUUGCCAAACUGUUGAUUCUGAUGAAGCGCGCCAACAUUCAGCUGUAUCGGGAUUGGACCGUGACGCACUUGAAGCUGUUCGUGCACAUCGUGUGUGCGAUCGUGAUUGGGCUCUUGUUCGGUGACUCUGGUAUUAACGCCACGAAGUCGAUCUCCAACGUGGCCUCGUUCCUGGUACACAUCCUGUAUCUCUGGUACACGACACUCAUGCCGGGCGUGUUAAAGUAUCCGUACGAGAUGAACAUCUUGAAGAAGGAAUCAUUCAACCGGUGGUACAAGAUCCGGACGUAUUUCGUGGCCUCCAUGUUAACCUCGUUGCCGGUGCAGAUCUUCUUCACCAUCGUGUACGCAUCCAUCGUGUACUCGAUGACGUCGCAACCGUGCGAACUGGAACGGUACCUGAUGUUUACCGCCGUCCUCGUACUCAACACAAUCGUAGCCGAUGGGUUCGGUCUGUUUCUUGGAACAUUCCUUAACGAAAUCAACGGAACGUUCAUCGGGGCCAUCAUGACGUGCUUUAUGUUUGUGUUUUGCGGUUUCUUCAUCAUGUUCAGCCACAUGUCGGAAGCGAUGCGUGGCAUCAGCUACCUCUCGUCACACCGCUACGGCUUCGAAGCGCUCGUCCUCACAGCCUACGAUGACAAUCGGGCCGAUCUGGUAUGCCCGGGCGACCAGAUCUACUGUCACUACGCGAAACCGAACACGAUGAUGCGCGAGCUCGGUGUCGUCCCUGGGAACUAUCUGUUCAACGUCGUCACGCUGGUCGUGCAUUUCGUCGCCAUCAAGUUGGCCAGUUUUUGGACGCUUAAGCGAAAGCUCCGGUUCGGUUGAAGAGUACCCCGGCCGGCCAUGGUGCCACCCGAGGAAACCCGAGGGGUCGUUAGCGGUCAGCAGGCUGGCUGUAAUGGACGACACGAUGGACGCGAUGGAAGCAAACACACAAACACACUUCUUGUCACAUGAACUUAAGCACGGUGAGGCGAUAUGCACCCGGCAUAGGAUGUUGCCAUAGCGGAAGCGGAACGGAAAACUGGGAGCUCGUAAGACGGGGGCUCCAUUUAGGUGUUAAGUGGAAUGGAAUUGUGAUUAACUAUGAUACUUCUGUAUUGUUUCUCUUCCUUGUACUUUAACCGGACAGAGCCGUUUUGUUUUUGGAACGUUCUUUGGUUCUUUUCGGUGAAUCCCGGUGUCCGCGGGGUUCAGUUUUAGUUCUUAGAACACACUCACACACACGCAUACACACACUUAGAUCCUUAGGAAAAGGAGUGGCAGCAGGGUGCAAACAAAAGAUUUAAGGUACAAAUGUCCUGUUCGCAGCGUUGCAAACGGGAGGAAGCACUGUUUUUUUUUUGGCAGCACCAGCAUAUUUUCGGGAAUCAAUAAACGCAGUGGCAGUGGGAGCGAGUUUAUAGGCAAGGCUGCAGGCUGCAAACAUA